AUGGGGUCCCCCCGUGCUGGUAUGGUAACCCGUGCAGCGUUUGAGUACGUGACGGAGCGCAUCAUGCCCACGGGGCUCAAGCUGCAUGGAGGGGCGCACAAGUGCGAGUGCAAGGGGGCGUGCAGGAGUGAGAGCAAGUGCGCGUGUGCCAAGAGGAACCGCGAUGGCUUUCCCUACGUGCAAGGGGGAAGGUUGGUCAAAGCGCGCGGCAUCGUGAUGGAGUGUGGCCCCUCAUGUGGCUGCGGCCCAGCUUGUAAUAACCGGGUUGGCCAGCAAGGCCUGCGCUUCCACCUUGAGGUGUACAAGACGGCACACAAGGGGUGGGCGGUGCGGUCGUGGGACUUGAUCCCGGCGGGGGCGGUGGUGUGCGAGUACGUGGGCGACGUGCUGCCGUACGAGCGAGUGGACCACGUGGAGGACGACAUGUAUGUCAUCGGCAUCGAUACCGUUCGCACCGCCAAGCUCGGCACGCAGGGCAGAGAUCCCAUGUUUGAGGACUUGGAGCAUGCACUGGAGGAGCAAGCCAAGGCCAAGCCAAGUGCUAAAAGCCACCGUGCAGCGGGAAAGGCGAGCAAGGAGGGCGGGGAGGGCAGUGAGCACGAGGAGGUGCACUACGCCAUCGACGGGCUGCGGCGUGGCAACGUGGCGCGCUUCAUCAACCACAGCUGCUCGCCCAACCUCUUCUACCAGUCCGCCCUCUGGGACCACAAGCGCCCCGAGCUCUCCCACCUCCUCCUCAUCGCCUCUGAGAACAUCCCCCCGCUAACAGUAAGUGAUGUCGGUUCCAUUUCUCUUUUCCUUCCUUCAACCUCCUUCCCCUUCCUGUCCACACUUCCAUCUGCUCCUCUCUCCACUCUCUCCCUGCCCAUGUCCAUCUGUUGCUCUCACCACUCCCUCCCUGCCCAAGUUCAUCUGUUUCUCUCCCCAUACCACUCGCUUACAGAGUAG
This is a messenger RNA of Closterium sp. Naga37s-1, 948 nucleotides long. The record is from the annotation of a GenBank genome assembly. NCBI's taxonomy places the organism in Eukaryota, Viridiplantae, Streptophyta, Zygnematophyceae, Desmidiales, Closteriaceae.